Aureobasidium melanogenum CBS 110374 is the source of this 2937-nucleotide messenger RNA. RefSeq lists its product as uncharacterized. The record is from RefSeq and is a predicted model, not a curated record. Gene Ontology annotation, molecular function: telomeric repeat DNA binding; Hsp90 protein binding. Bases 1 to 2937 code for a protein of 978 amino acids. The transcript is spliced from 2 exons. NCBI's taxonomy places the organism in Eukaryota, Fungi, Ascomycota, Dothideomycetes, Dothideales, Saccotheciaceae. Gene Ontology annotation, cellular component: cytosol. Gene Ontology annotation, biological process: telomere maintenance via telomerase; protein stabilization.
AUGGGCGAUUUCUUGACAGCUGUGUCAACUGUUUCACUCAAGUCAAGGCAAAAUAUCAACAAGCCCAUUAUCGAAGAAGUCAUCUCAGAAAGACCUAAACCUCGUACUGUUCGAAAAUCACCUGCUUCGACCGACGAAGCAUUACACAUUUUACGUUCAAGUCCUGAUCAGGAUGCUCUCCAUGACCUUCUCUUGUUCUUGAGCCAACCAUCUCAACAAUCAGCUGGCUUCGACAUCAAGAUCCCGACUCCAUCAUCAGCCAAAGUCGUAAAUGAACUAAUAAACACAACAUUACCGGAUUUCUGGGGCAGCGAUGAUCAGACAAAUGUCUUGCUUCUAGACUGCCUGAGAAGUGUAGCUGGUAUUGGCGGCGUACUCGCAAAGCUACGUCUUUCAAUAUCAAAAUGCCAGUCGGCACGCAAGGGUGUACAGGGGUCAGAGUCGACACAGCCAUUGUCAGAUCUUACAUCGAUCUUGUUGCAACUAAUAUCCUCGGACAGCCUGGCUGAAAAUGUGUAUGACGAUAUCAACAGACUCGUUGAAAGUCAGGCGAAGCGAACGCUUCUGUGGAAAGAAUUCCUCACAUUAGUCGGGACGGGGAAGAUCAUUGCAUCUGCAGCAGAAGCCGAAGACACUGUCAAGUCUGCAGGAGGUCAACUUGAACCCUCUUGGCUCUCAAAUGGCUCCAAAUACUCUGCAUGGCUAGGAAGAAAUGUCUGCACUAUGUUGCAUAAAACUACAAAAGACACAAGCACAUUCAAGGCCGCAGCUCAACUUUUUGGCAAGGCUCUCGGUAUUGGCUAUCCAGUUCGAGUUGUCGAAGAAAUUCAUACACACAUCACAUUCAUCUCGCCUCAUGCAGGCUCCAAGUUGCAACCAAUGCUGCAAAGCUUACAAGCUCACGAGCAACGCCAACUCCUAGACCAGACUUUCAAGAUCCUAUCGAAACAAUGCCUACCUCUCAUGUCACCUCCAGACUUUGACGAAACUCUGACAGAGUCGCCCUCUACGAUCGUUGCUGCCUCGGCUACGAUCAUGGAGCUGAUAGGAAACAGCGAAGCCAUGAGAAGCCAUCUCGAGACAUGGUUGUCUGAUCCAGCACUGAAUGCUUCAGAGUCGUUUGCUCUGCGUCGAGCAGCUGUUUCUGCAUUUGUUCAUGCAAGCAAAGGGACCACGAACAUGCUUGAGGAUCCGAUUCAAGAUCUCACGGAGAAGGUUAUAAAACGGUUUGGUGACAACCUUUUCAUCAAGCAUUCGCCAAUCUUGCAGCAGGAAGCUUGCGCUCAAGUUCUGCUCUUGCUCGCGGGUUAUGCGCAUCGAGCCCAGCCAAUGUCUUUGUUCAUUAUGGCUCGCUCGAGCGCACAUCUGAACGGAAUGUCAAACCGCCUGAACUCAUCUUCACCACGGGCUCGGUUCCUUGGCAUGAUUGUCGGAAUGACUAUAUCAGAUCUAGUCGACAAACCAGGAUCAAAAAUGAACUUUGACAUUGAUGAUGUGAAAACAACCGAAGGAAAGUGGUACCAGCGUCUUGUCAAGGUCGACGACAAGAUCGGUGAUCACACAAAGAUCAAAGAAGUUUUCGGCGCCAAAAAGGUCAGAGAAUUGGGCCCUGCCACCACGUCAAGUCCUCACUCCGUGAAGAAGCCCAUCCAAGCGAAGCCGAAACCCAAGCCUCUCAUUCAGGAAGAACCUCAAGGCCCUAGGAUCAUGGAAGUGCUGGACGAUUCUGAAGAAGACGACGAUCUCGUGCCUUACGCCAAACCAGACUCUGACCCUGAAGAUGAAGACGAGGACCCGACUAUGAUCAAUCGCGACAAGCCUAAGGCUCCAGUGUACAUACGCGAUUUAAUGGCUGGAUUGAAUGACUCGGAAAACUACGACCGACAUAGUUUGGCUUUGAAGAGUGCUGCUGCUUUGAUCCGUCGCAAGUCUUCAUUCGGCAAGGAAGUCAGUGAUCAUGCUCUCGAGCUUGCAUCGAUUCUGGUAGGACUUGGCGACACGUUCGAUAUGGAAGACUUCCUCGAGCUGCGUCUGCAGGCAUUGAUUGCGGUGCUUGUAUCAAAUCCAGAGCAGAUGGCGCCAUGGUUUGCACGACAGGUCUUCGAUGGAGACUACUCACUAAGUCAACGUACCACGGUUCUGAGUGUCCUGGGGUUGGGUGCGCGAGAGCUGGCUGGCUAUAAGGAUGAGGACGAAGACCUGAAUCCAAAGAUUGCAGCAACAUCGUUCCCAAGCAAACAGCUUCCUGAGAGAUUGCACAGGAUGUACACCGCUGAGCGCAACGCACCGGUCGCUCGCAUUGCAUCCAACCUCGAACGAUCCAUGAUACAACCGAUGGCCCUCGACGCAGCUGACAAAAUGUCAGGUCCCAACAUCCUGAAAGUCAGAACAUUCUCUUCGCGCAUGGAAGUCGAAAAGAAGAGGAAGAAGAUCAUCCCUAACGCAUUAGCAAAAAUUGUCGCAGAAGGCUUCUUCUUCCCCCUGACUGGACGUUGGUGGCAGAAUCUACAAGCAUAUGGAGUGGAAAACGUGCAUUUCCAGCCCUUCUUGCUGAGUACAUAUCUCAAGACACUAUCCCUGGUCUUGCAUGCAGCGGGGUCAGGAACAAUAAGCCUCCCACAGAUGACAGCAGAGUUCUGGGAGUUGAUUUUGAGUGUCAGGACGAAUGCAUUGGCAGAUGUCAGUGUUCUGGAGGCUGUUCUCUUUGCUACUCUGACUCUUCUGGAUAUGAAUGAGGACAAGCGCAGACUGGCAGAAGAGCAUUCGAAACAAUUAAUCGAGACACAAGAGUGGGUUGAGCUUGUCUUCGACAGAGUUGGUGGAGGUGACGAAGAGGGCGAGAGAAUACGCAUGCUUGCUGCUAGCGUUUUGAUGAAGACAAGAGAAGUGGUGGACAAGUACCAACGCUUGCUGGUUGGCGACCUUGUAGACUAUUGA